Molecule: messenger RNA, 2148 nt
Organism: Puccinia triticina
Lineage: Eukaryota; Fungi; Basidiomycota; Pucciniomycetes; Pucciniales; Pucciniaceae
Exons: 2
Coding region: 1-2148 (715 amino acids)
Source: RefSeq, a predicted model, not a curated record
AUGACUCCAGAAUUGGAUAUGUGGAAGAUUCACCCGUGGGCCCAUCUUCUGGCACUGGGCACAGUUUGCCUGCUUGCCCGGCUCAUCUUCGCCGGUCAUGAGUUCCUCUGCAGCGAGCCUGGACCUUAUCAUACCCUCGACGGCCUCGAUCUCUCUCAAGAGGGCCCGUCCUGCUCGAUUGGUCAAUCGGAAUCAUUCCUUGGUCGAGCAGUCCGGCAGCAUCGACUCAGUCACUCAGCUGACCCCACCUGGCAGUCAAGGCGAGUCCGCCAGAAAGUGUCGAAUCCUCUGGAGCAUGUCCGGCCAACAGACUUUCCGAUCCCCUUCAUAAAUCUAGUCCAGCAUGAUAUCAGAAACCCUGCACAACCACACCAGCUAUCAACUCAUCCGCUUCCCCUGGAGGUGGCCGUAGUACUGAGUCAUCAGGAUGAAGAGCCCCAAAGAAUCGGGCUGAAUUUUGACCUCAACCAUACACCACCAUCCAGCCCACCUGAACAUGUGCCAGUCGAGCACGUACCGGGUGAACACGUCCCGGUUGGACCAGCAGCGCCGCUUGAGCACAUAGCUGAACAGGUUGUAUCCGAUGAGCAGCCAGCUCAAGCUCAUCCCGAAGUCGAUUCGGAUUCUUUGGAUAUGCAUGAAUCUAUCCCUCAGGAUUUCACACCAAUCCUACGCUACGUCCAGAUGGCGGUCGUCCACCCGGAGCUACUUAUCAAGUACCAUACCCCAUUGAAGGAACAUAUCAAUUCCCACCCCGCCAAGUUUGCCACCGGAAUGUCCAACAAGCCCACCGAGCGAGUCGGAAAUCUGCCGGUCUAUUUCGAACCCUGCCUCAGUGGCACAUUCGAGACAAUGUUUGCACCAAGGAUCGCCAAGCUAUCAAAACCCAAACCAUCGGCCGGCAAGAAUAGGGGAAUAUAUCAAAGCCCGUCCAUGAUCAGUGCAUUACUGGGAAACUUGAUCAAAUGCAUUUUGUUUGCCCAUGGUGCUUUCUUCAGGCAGAUCAACUCCCCCGUCGAAGAGCAGAUCAGAAAACACGACUCCCUGAUGCGCUGGCUCAAUGAUCUCGUCUUUUCCACUACGAACCACCUCCCAAUUUUUGGUGCGAUCAGCCGCUCCGAAUUUCUCAGUCUUAGGGAGAAAGGCUACACCCCGGCCCAGAAGCAUGUGAUCCACUACCUCCGAGGGCGAUCUGAUGACCCAAGCUUAGAGUUCUUCAACGAUUUCGCGGCACUAAGCCUGAUUGGCAUCUGGUACAAGCGAGAGGCUCCCGUAGAGUGGGCCCAACAUUUCCAGGGCAGCGAAUCCACAUUCUGGCUGCGAAUGAGACAGUCGAUGGAAGACGCAAAGGAAAACAAAAGCUGGAAAAGCGGCAAGUGGGUAGAACAAGUUCUCGCGCACCAGAAGCCGGACGCAGAGAUGAAUGAUUUCGACCUACUCGGACUACAGCAUGGAAUUAACCCGCAAGGCCCCAGUCGCUGGCGGGCAGAAAAAAACUUCUGGCUGGUUAAUAGGAAGAAGUACGAGCCAUCGGAGGUCGAAGACCGGAUCAUCAUGGAGCACCGGAGAGUGCUCAAGUUGGUUGCGUUGAAACGAACCGGCAAGCCGAGCAAAACUAUCACGGCCGUCCGGGCCAAGCUUCAUGACGCGGUGGAGAACGCUACCGGGGAGGAGAUCUGGAUAGUCAGAGUAAUCGACAUCAUGUCCCGACCCCAGACCACAGAAUCAGUGGAAACAAAACUGGCCACUCUACUCGAAGGCUUAUGGCAACACCACCAAACGCUGAUAAGCUAUAUGGAACAUUCCAACAUCCAAAGCAUUCUAAACGCCCACGAUGCCUUCCUGGACUGGUUUAGUGAGACAAUCCUGAGCCCCUCAACUGGACCUCUUCAUCUCCCGCUGUUCGGAUAUGUCUAUAAAUCACAGCCGGGCGAGGUGGAACCGCCACUGGAUGAAACUCGGUUCAACCCAAUCCAACAUCGGGUCCUGCGUAACAUAGCCAUUCCCGACAAAAACCGCACAACCUUUGACGUUUUGACCCUGCUUGGAUAUUGGUACAAGAAGCACCAGCCCGACUAUUGGCAGGUUCACUUCAAAACAGAAGGCAACUUUGGCGCAUUAUUCAAACAUGCUAACAAUCCAAUGUAA